AUAGCAGUCAAUUGUUACGCCGUAGCAUGUUAGCCGGAAAUAUGACGUGUAGUACAGCAGACAACAAAAAGUAACAUGGAAUAUUUUAAGAGUGGGUUGAAGUCGGUCCUUGGAACACCACAAGAAGGGUCGCAGCCCACAGGAGCUGAAACAGUUGAGAGGCUGGUAGAUCGUGUGCAGUCUUCAACUUUGCUGGAUGACCGGAGAGAUGCAUGCCGAGCACUCAAAGCCUUGUCGCGAAAGUUUCGCAUUGAAGUUGGAGCGCAGGGAAUGGGUGCUCUAUGUCAAGUGUUGGAAAUGGAUCGGAGGGACUGUGAAAUUGUGGGGUAUGCACUAGACACACUCUGCAACAUUACAGCCCCAGAGAGCUUCGAAGAUGAAGAACACACAAGCCUUUCCCUCUCUUCUGUGGGCAACAUAGGAGAACAGUUCACAGAGAUAUUCAUCAAACAGCCUGAUAAUGUGGGCUUGGUAUUGGGUUUUUUAGAAGAGUAUGACUUUCAUGUCCGGUGGCCUGCAGUCAAAUUAUUAACAUCAUUACUUGAUAACAGACCAAAAGAAAUACAAGAAAUAAUCCUUGCGAGUCCAAUGGGAGUGUCAAAACUCAUGGAGCUUCUGGGGGACAGCCGGGAAGUGAUCAGAAAUGAUGCACUGCUGCUGUUGGUACAGCUUACAAAAGGCAACGCCAACAUUCAGAAGAUUGUGGCUUUCCAGAGCGCAUUUGAUCGCCUCUUCGAUGUGAUCUCAGAGGAGGGCUAUUCAGAUGGAGGCAUUGUUGUGGAGGACUGUUUGCUGCUUAUGCUGAAUCUGCUGAGAAAUAACAAUUCAAACCAAAAUUUCUUUAAAGAAGGAAGUUACAUUCAGCGAUUAGCACCUAUGUUCAACUUACCCCCUGAAAGUGAUGACACUGGUUGGUCAGCGCAGAAAGUCAGCAACAUCCUCUGCAUGUUGCAAGUAGUCAGGACGCUGGUACCUCCUGGGAAUCCUGCUCAACUGACAAUGUCCUCACAAAAGACGAUGAAGGCUUGUGGGUUGCUAGAGACCCUCUGCAACAUUCUGAUGGCCAGCGGUGUGCCAGCAGAUGUCCUUACUGAAACCAUCAACACUGUUGCAGAGGUGAUCCGGGGAAACCAAGGAAACCAGGAAUAUUUUGCCAAUGUAAUGGCUCCAUCAAAUCCUCCCAGACCUGCUGUUGUGGUCCUUUUGAUGUCAAUGGUGAAUGAGAAGCAGCCAUUCGGUUUGCGUUGUUCGGUGCUCUACUGUUUCCAGUGUUUCCUCUUCAAGAAUGAAAUUGGACAAUCUCAGCUUGUGCAGACCCUGCUGCCUUCUAGCACAGAAGUGGUAAGCUUGACAACAGGUCAGCUGCUGUGUGGUGGGCUGUUCAGUGGUGAAGCGCUUUCCAACUGGUUCUCUGCAGUAGCCCUGUCAUAUGCCCUGGUGGAGAACCCAGCACAGAAAGAGCAGUUGUUGCGAGUACUCCUGGCAACCAGCAUUGGCAACCAGCCCAUCUCCCUCAUGCACCAGUGCACCAUGUUGCUGCUACAACAGGGCAACAAGGUGCAGUCAAAGCUCGGGCUUCUAAUGUUGCUGAGCACAUGGCUGGCACACUGUCCCCUGGCAGUGAAGCAGUUUCUCAGUAUUCCAACCAGUAUUCCAUACCUCACUGCACAGGCAGGCUCAAAUGAACACGAUGAUAAUGAGAAGCUGGUGCAAGGGAUGUGUGCUUUCCUCAUGGGAAUUUGUGUCACCUUUAAUGACGAUACAGUUACCACUUUUUCCAAAGAGAAGUUGCGACAGCUAGUGGAGAAGCGAUUGGGCCUCGAAACUUUCCUGGACAAAAUCAGUGAAGUCUCAAAGCAUGAGCUGUACAGCAAGGCUGCCAAGCAUCCACAGUUCCAGGCCAAACAGUCCAGUGAACUGCUGCUAGACCAUGAAUUCUGCUGCCUCUUCAAAGCCCUCGAAGGAAUGGUCAUCAAAGCUGUCACUCCUAAGCCACAAGGUGAUCUGGUGAAUGGAUCUUCAGAACUGUCAAUGUCACCAUCAGAGAACAGUCUUUUGCUCCAGUAUAAGGACCUGAUCCGAGAGCAGGAUCGCAAACUUCAGGAGCUGACGCAGAUAAUCGACAGGCUCACAGCUGAGAAGUCCACAUUACAGGCACAGGUUGAUGAUCUGACAUCAACCAUAUCUCAGCUGCGAGAUGAGAACAUGGUGCUCCGUGCACAGACAAACACAGGUUUGGGACAGACCACAGAUGGUAGCACAUUAGGGCACAAGUCAUGGGCCAAGUCCCACCAAUUGAAGACAGACAGUGAAUGUAAGGACAGCCUUACCUGCAAGCUGGAGGAGCAGGUGACCUCAGGGACAAUGUCUGACCUGGAGGCUCGGUUGCGGUCAACAACCAUGGAUGGGACAGUUUCCACAAGUGAUACAGAGAAAGAGCUACGUGAAACACAACAGCGACUGGCAGCAGCAGAGGAGAAGUUGGCAGAAUUGGAGUCUGCGGACUCUGAGUUGCAGAAAUUGCGAAAGGACCAAGAAGAUUUACUGGAGCUACUCACAGAUCAGGACACAAGACUGAACCAAUUAAAGGCUCAGCUGCGAGCCCUCGGCGAGAAGGUGGACGACGACGAUGAGGACUUGGAGGAAGAAGGAGAAGGCUAUGAGGAUGAGGACUCUGCAUGAAACAGCUGAAUGCAGGUGGAGACUUGAAGGUAACACUUCUCCUGAAAGAGUGAAAAUUUAUUCUACAUGGAACAAAUUACGGUGGCUGGAAUUUCAGGGCAUAAGACUUGCUGCCUAUUUCCAUACUUUUUUUAAAUUGGAUUUGGUUAGAAUUCAACAAAGGAUAUGGAAAGUUUGUGGUGCUGCACAAACAUUACAUUCAUCUGAGACAGUGGUCUUGUGGGUUGUGAUACCAUGUAGUCCUGUAGGCAGAUGUUGACAUUUCACAGCAACAUGUGCCUUCAUCUUCAGGGUGAAAGUGUGUAGGGUUAGGAAUUUGCUUGUUUAUAUAGGUGUACUCAUAUUGCAAGGAAGGUAGCCAGUAAAAGAGGCUUUGCAGCCUACACACUUCCACCCUGAUGAUGGAAACAACAGUUCCUCUGAAACAUCAACAUCUCUGUACAACCCAGGAGACUACCUUCUCAACAGUCACCACCAUGAAAGCCUCUGCAAAGAAUUCCCUUCCUGAUACGUGCUAUGAUUUAUUUACAUGUUCUAAUUUAUAGCAUGUCCGAGCAGUUAAUGUGUAAGGUCUUCUGUCUUUCCAUCCGUCUAACUUUCUUAAAAGUUACCACUGUCAUAAAUGAUUCUGGCAUGUGGAUUCAAUUUUACCAGCCACUAGUAAAAAACAUGUCUAAUAUACAUUCCUUUAUAAAAUUUUGCAACAGUUGAGACUGGUGUUGAUUGUCAGUUAUUCAAAAUUCAUGACACACUCUGUACACCGUGUAGUGCACAGUGCAAACUGGUUUAGUUUUAUUUCUGAUGCAGGGGGGUUUUGCAAAUCAUUUACCUUCAUGAACAGUAGGUACUAACAAGUCAAUAAUUCCACUAGUGCACAGGUGAGAAACAGGCAGUAGUGACCAGUUGACAUUUGUCAAAGUGAAUAGUGUUAGUAUAUUUACUGUUACUUCUGUGUUAACUCCCAGAACUCAGCAAUGUCCUGAUAUAUUUCUUAUUAAGAGACUUUUUUGCUGUUCAAGUUGCAGAAGGUAGGCUUUGUUCAUGCAGUGUGAGAGGUGGUUUUGUGUCCUGCCUCAGAAAAUGCUCUGAGAUGUGUAUUUUACUGAACUAGAAAAUGUAGAAGCAUAAAUAAUUCCGAGUCUUGUAGGUCUUGUCAGGUUCUUGGCUGGUUGAGCUUCAGUUUUAGACAGAACUGUCCGCAAGUCAGAUGUGUUUGUGAAUCACAGUAACCAUUCUCGUAUUUCAGUUGACAUCAUCUAGGUGUGAGAUUACAUUGCUUGAUCACUUUAUGUUGCAACCUCCAAAUGACUUUCAGAGCUUGAAAAAAAAAUAAAAAUCUGUAUUCAGACUAAUGUCACAGACAACUUAAGUUUUUCUGUAUUCUAGAAAUGAAAGUGAAUUUAAAGUAUUUCAUAAAUUUGUUGCUACUUAACAUGGAGAGACAAAAAUGUGAAUGUAUCAACUUUUCUUAUGCAUUAAUGUUUCUCAUACAUUAUUAUUGUGUAUGCUCUUCCAUAGUAGAACAAGAGGCCAUUGUACUCACUCAUUGCAAGUGCACACAAAUCUUAUUAAAUAUGUCCAUGAGAAUGGUAAUAAACUUAUGAAACACCCUGUAAAUCACAAUGUAGAGGUCUGAUGUAUGAAUCUCUCUCAAACUCAGCAAAUUAGAAACUGCAAAUUUGUGUAUGGUACUGUGUUUAAAGGUUUUGAAUGAAUCCAUAA
Molecule: messenger RNA, 4404 nt
Organism: Cryptotermes secundus
Lineage: Eukaryota; Metazoa; Arthropoda; Insecta; Blattodea; Kalotermitidae
Gene: p115
Product: general vesicular transport factor p115
Exons: 17
Coding region: 76-2682 (868 amino acids)
Biological process (GO): intracellular protein transport; endoplasmic reticulum to Golgi vesicle-mediated transport; transcytosis
Cellular component (GO): Golgi membrane; ER to Golgi transport vesicle membrane; endoplasmic reticulum
Source: RefSeq, a predicted model, not a curated record